Mesorhabditis spiculigera is the source of this 207-nucleotide messenger RNA. The record is from the annotation of a GenBank genome assembly. NCBI's taxonomy places the organism in Eukaryota, Metazoa, Nematoda, Chromadorea, Rhabditida, Rhabditidae.
AUGGCCACUGGGCAUGCCACCCAGAUGGCAUGGGCCGAAACGACGUCCGUCGGCUGUGCCUACGCCUACUGCACCGAUACCCAUCAUGUCGUGUGCAACUACUGGCCUCAGGGCAACAUCCAAGGUAGCCAAGCGUACACGCAGGGCAAGACGUGCUCGAAGUGUCCAACCGGGAAGAAAUGCGAGAAAAAGACCGGGCUGUGCGUC